Messenger RNA from Musa acuminata subsp. malaccensis (wild Malaysian banana), 1084 nucleotides. Its product is annotated as proline-rich protein 4-like. The record is from RefSeq and is a predicted model, not a curated record. NCBI's taxonomy places the organism in Eukaryota, Viridiplantae, Streptophyta, Magnoliopsida, Zingiberales, Musaceae.
GUUGAAAUCUUCUUCUCCUUCUUGGUCCGUUUGAGUUCUACCAUGGGGACUCCACCGCAUCUCAGAAGCCUUUUGCUUGCAGUAUUGUUGAUGAUCGGAUCUACAAGCGCUGCAACGCAGACCGAAACGUUGGUCACCGUCGUCGGUGCUACCGAAUGCUUGGACUGUGCGCAGAACAGUAUCAAGACGGAGGAUGCAGUCAAAGGGCUGCGUGUAGCUAUCAAGUGCAAGGUGCGCAACGAAAAAUACGAUACCAAAGCCGCAGCUGAGCUCGACAGCAACGGAGACUUCAACGUCAAGCUCCCGAGUGAGCUUCUCCAGGACAACGGCGAGCUGAAACACGAAUGCUUCGCGCAGAUCCACAGCAAGUCCGACGCACCUUGCCCCGACAUGAACGGGCUGAACCCAUCGAAACUUGUCCUCAAGUCCAAGGAGGGAGGAAAGCACACGUUCGUGGCAGCACCCGGGAAGCUAUCGUUCUCGUCGGUCACCUGCGCAUCGGCCACCCAAGCCUUACUACUGUGGCACAAGAAAUUUCACAAGCAUCACCUGCCAACUUACAAAUCUCCAUCUCCAGUCCACAAAUUGCCACCCAAGCCUUACUACCAUCCCCACCCACACCCAGUUUACAAGCCGCUAACUCACAAAACUCCCUCUCCAGUCUACAAGCCACCGGCGCCGGAGAACAAGCCACCAUCAGGGGGACACUACAAACCGCCGGCGCACGGGUACAAGCCGCCGUCGGGAGGAUACUAUAACCCACCCGCUGCACCGGUCUACAAGCCGUCGCCGGUGCCAUACCACGAGCAUCCAGCGAUUCCUAUCCCUAAGCACCAUGAAGAACAGAAGGCGUAGAACCAGAUCGAGCAGAUGGCAUAGAAUAUACAUCUAUCAUCGCUUCAAGCGUUUGAUGUUAUGCGUAAUAAUGCUAGAUCUUAGGAUGCGUGUGAAAACUAUGGUGGAAGGAGGUCUUGGUUGCUUCUUUCUUGCUUGCUUGCUUUCUUGCUGCUGCUGUAAUGCCUGUAAAAGUAUGUGAUUUCAGCUAUUUCACGUAUGAUUGAAGUAACAUUUGCUCUUAUAUUUA